AUGGAAGAGUGUAUUUCUCUAGAUGAACAAAUAUGCCCUACAAAAGCUAGAUCAUAUAUGAAACAAUAUUUACCUAUGAAGCCCCAUAAAUGGGGGUAUAAAUUAUUUGUUCUUUGUGGGUCAUCUGGAUAUGCAUAUGAUUUUGAGUUUUAUACUGGCAACGAAAAUAAUUCGUUUGAAAGAUUAUUUUAUUCUGAACCAGACUUUGGAGCCACGGGAAAUGUCGUUGUCCGGUUGACAAGAUCUAUUCCAAUAAAUAUGCAUCACAAACUAUACUUUGAUAACUAUUACACAUCUAUUCCAGUAAUGGCAUUUUUAGAAAACCGUAAAAUACACACAGUAGGAACUUUUCGUGCAAAUCGGUUUUUUGGAGUUCCGAUAGAUGAUAAAUCUAUGCUAAAAAAACCACGAGGUACGUCUGAAGAAUUUAUCACUGUAUACGAAAAUGUGCCUAUAACAGCAGUCGGGUGGAGGGACAAUAAAGUCGUAAAAGUUGCAUCAACAUAUGUAGGUGAAGUUCCAACUGAUAAAGUUAAAAGACAUGAUCGAAAAACCAGAACUAAUAUUGAAGUUACAAGACCACAGUGCAUAAAUAUUUAUAAUAAGCAUAUGGGCGGCGUUGAUAUGAUGGACUCGAUGAUUGGUCGUUACCGAAUAAAUAUAAGAACUAAAAAAUGGUAUAUGAAAUGCUUCUACCAUUUACUAGACAUGACACUGGUAAACUCUUGGUUAAUUUAUAAAAAACUGCCUGGAAAUAGACUAACUUUGGCAAAAUUCAAAGAGGAAGUUUCAGUUAGUCUUUGUCAACAAUAUAAAAAACCUACAAGAGGAAGACGUUCUUCUUUAGAAAAUCAAUUAAUUAAAAAAAAAAAAAAAACCAACAGCUCAUAUACCAAACGUUGA
Aphis gossypii (cotton aphid) is the source of this 903-nucleotide messenger RNA. RefSeq names its product piggyBac transposable element-derived protein 3-like. The transcript has a single exon. The record is from RefSeq and is a predicted model, not a curated record. Lineage: Eukaryota; Metazoa; Arthropoda; Insecta; Hemiptera; Aphididae. Bases 1 to 903 code for a protein of 300 amino acids.